AACCUAAUUUAUUAAGAAGCAUAGCUCACUGCUUUCUCCAUGCAUUUGUCUGUUAUCAUUACACUACCAAAGCAUCUCUCUUUCUUCUUGUUUUUUCUUUCUUUCUUUGAUUUGUCACCCCCCAUAACCCCUGUUUUUUAAUCCCAUCUCUCUCUCUCUCUCUAUAUAUAUAUAUAUAUAUAUCCUUAAAAUUUUCAUUUUGUUGAUUUAUUUCUUUCCCCACACAACAAUGGCAAGCAGAAGAUCACGCUCUAGGCAAUCAAGUGGUUCCAGGAUCACUGAUGAUCAGAUUAUCGACCUUGUUUCCAAGUUGCAACAGCUUAUCCCUGAGUUUCGUCGAAGACGCUCCGACAAGGUAUCAGCAUCCAAGGUCUUGCAGGAAACCUGCAACUAUAUCAGGAAUUUACACAGAGAAGUGGAUGGGUUAAGCGACCGGUUAUCUCAGCUAUUAGCUUCGACGGACACGGAUACCGACCAAGCAACAAUUAUCAGGAGUUUACUUGAGGAAUAAUCA
This is a messenger RNA of Hibiscus syriacus, 514 nucleotides long. RefSeq names its product transcription factor PRE6-like. Gene Ontology annotation, molecular function: protein dimerization activity. The coding region runs from base 230 to 511 and encodes 93 amino acids. The transcript has 2 exons. Lineage: Eukaryota; Viridiplantae; Streptophyta; Magnoliopsida; Malvales; Malvaceae. Gene Ontology annotation, biological process: regulation of DNA-templated transcription; regulation of growth. The record is from RefSeq and is a predicted model, not a curated record.